This is a messenger RNA of Anopheles maculipalpis, 3611 nucleotides long. It is a transcript of the gene SWIP, whose product is annotated as WASH complex subunit 4. Lineage: Eukaryota; Metazoa; Arthropoda; Insecta; Diptera; Culicidae. Bases 1 to 3609 code for a protein of 1202 amino acids. Gene Ontology annotation, biological process: endosomal transport; endosome organization. Gene Ontology annotation, cellular component: endosome; WASH complex. The transcript has 8 exons. The record is from RefSeq and is a predicted model, not a curated record.
AUGGAAACCCAUAUAUCGGCAAAUCAUCUUUACGCGACGCAGAUCAAGGAGUACGGUAAUUUCCUGAAGAAUUACGACCAAAAGCUAGCACAGCUGCAUCUUCCCACGCUUUCCGAUGGACCAGUGCUGAGCGUUGUGCGGCUACACUAUGCGUGUGAUAAUGAGGAACUCUCAAUCGCUCGCAUGAUAGCGAGCAACAGUAUCGUUGGUGGGAAAGCCAACAGCUCCACCGCUCCCGGGCCUAACAGUAGCAACAUGCCGCUAAACAAAAUUCUAUCCACCUUCGCACAGCUAUGCUGUGAGAUAGAUUGUUUGGAGCAGGAGGGUCGUACGUUGGUGCGCCAAAUCUACGAACGUACCGAAUCGUUCCGCAGCGCCGAACGAACGGCACAACAUCCGCCCGUACUAUGGAUAGCGGAUAAUAUCGAUCUAAUGGGAACGGUUCAGCGCCAGUACGAGCGAUUGCGCGAUGUCGGUGUACUGCUAUUGCGUCAAAUCGGUGCAUUUUUCAACGAGGAAGCUUCCUACGGGCGGGGAAAGCGAACGAAAAAGAAUGGACUGGAUGGAAAGGGUCCACCGUCGCUGGAAGUGGACUACCUCUUCGACUACAUAGGUAAACUGCUACGGAACGCACUCGAGCUGGAUCACAUUCUAUGGAAAACGUUCCUCAAAUCGCACUGGCGUUCGUUCGCCCAAAAGUUACGUCAGCUGAGAAAAAUAACUCGCACACAGAAGGAAACAUAUCACGAUCUGCUAGCCGUGUGUCAAACGUUCGGUUUCUGGAUCGGUGAUGAAAAAACGCCGGACAUUACGGGAGUCAAGCGACUGCUCGAGGCACUGUACAAGGUGAAAACACACUUCGAUCCCGCCUGCGCCGGGGAAGCAUUUAGCGAUCGGUUUAUGAAGUUUCUGAAACGUAAACUAACGUCCCUUGCGUCGACCACGGUUCGACCCCCAACGACAGCAAAUGGGAUCGAUUUGGCCUUCGCAAACGAUGUGAUCGGGGUGAAUGCGUUGCUCAACUUUGCGCUCUACCUUUUUCUGCCCAUCGAGCAACGUAUGCUCAAGAAUCUGUUCGAGCUUAAUCUCAAGUUUCCCCUGAUUCCGUUGGAAAACAAUUACGCCUGGCUGCCGGACGAAUUCGUACAGGAGCACGGUCAUAAGCUGUUGCGGGAUUAUGAUGCUAGCGCUGCUCCCAUCUCGGUCAGUACGCCACUUUCGACUUGCUUCGAUUAUCAGAAGGCACGUGAUAAUUAUCUGAACACGAUCGAAAAAUCAGUCACUCAUGCCAUGCUUUGUCAGCAUGCGGCCAGCUGGUUGGUGGAAGCACAUGCUCAGCUUCGCAAUCGGCCCCCGACACCGGGAGCUGCUCAGGAGGGUAGUAAUUUUACGCUCGAAAAUCUUCGCAUCAAAUGUGGCCUGCUGCUGGAGGGUAUACGAUUAGUGCGCGAAAUGGAGUAUGUGCUGGGAACGCUGUACGGUCUGUACGGUCGCUGCGCUACGGAACGGACGGACAAGCUGAUACAGUAUCGACGGAUGGUGGUGGAAUAUUUGCUCUCAUCGUCGUGUCGAUCGGUCACUGUGCCUUGCUUGCAGUUCAUCGUGCAGCAUCAGCAGCAUAAAAUUUAUACCAUCAUCAAUAAUGCCAAGAAAAAAAUUCUACGCGAAGCGAAGGAAUCGAAAUCGACCGCCGGCGGUUCACUGUGGCUGGAAAAGCUGUCCACAAUAGAUGUGCUGGAAAAAUGCCUUCACGGUCCAGCCACACCCAAUCGCGUUGGCUUAGCACGACUAACGAUUGCUCUGUGUCACGGUAAUUCACCCAGUUCCGGCACGCCACUCCUGCCCCUUACGGACGAUGCUUACCGUCGGGUGGAAUCGUUACUGAAUCGACUCGCUACCUUCAUCGAGUGGGAAGACGAAUGUAACCGUACCGAUGUGGCCAACAAGUAUAACAAACUGCUCGGCGCUUCUGUCCAACAGCAGACCCUCUCGGCCAGUGUCGUUCCGAUGAGCAAUCGUAUCGAAGCCUUCAUACGGUGGGAUUUCCAUGGCAAGUGGCACCAGAUAGAACCGUUCGAUCCAUUCCGGGAUGGUGUGGCGGGUGACGCAAUGGCUGGAGAACAGAACCACACGCAAAAGCUGGUAUUUGCCUUUCUGCGCACCAGAAUCACACAGGAAGCGAAUGGCAACUGGCUCUGUACCCGGCACUCGGUGGCUCAGCAUUUGAGCGAUGUGUUUUAUACGCUCUCGACCAUCUCACCGUCCGAGUGGCGUAUCUAUCGAGAGAUGCGUGCCAUUGUGGACCGGAAGUACGGUAUCAGCUUGGUGGAGGAUCAGCUACCGCGAACAACGGCCGAAGAUAGACGGGGGCCGCGCGGCCACGGGCAGGACGACGAUGUGCUGGCGCUAAUGGAAGACUUUGAAACGUUCAUCGGCUCUUAUGGGUAUGAUCUGCAUGGUCAGCUGUUUAUCGAACGUCAGCAGGCAACGGGCACAGGUGGCGGCAGUGGUGGGCCCAGCGGUGUAGUAAAUGUCGUUAAAAUCGAACACAUUGCCAACUCUAUCAAGCGACAUGGUCCGGGAAUUAUAAGCACAGUGGUGAAUUAUGCAUUCCAGUUUUUGCGCCAAAAACUGUUCACCUUUUCGCAUUUCUUGUACGACGAGCAGAUCCACUCCCGCUUAGCUGCCGAUGCGAAAAAGUUGACCGCUGAAAAUAACGUUUCUACUGGUAGUGCUGGUAGUGCUACUGCCUCGUCGGGAGGAGCUAGUACAACCGGUUACACGUACGAGCGGGCACUUGCCUUUAAUAGGCGUAUUCGAAAUCUUGGCCUUUCGGACGAUGGUGAAACGUACGUUGAUUUGUUCCGCAAAUUGAUCUGCCAAAUAGGUAACGCAAUGGCCUUCGUACGGAUGCUUCAUGCUGGCGCGCUUCACGAAUGUACCGGUGCUGCAGAAUUCGUCUCAAAUCCACCAAUGCCAGCUGAGGAAGAAACGGAAAUGGAUUCGCACCAAAACCGUUCACAAGUAAAACAAUCGGUCCAGGUCUGGAAACGGGACAUGGCGACCGUUCGCACCAGUUGGCGCUUAGAGAACGAAUUUUUCCGCUUACUCCUUAAUGCGUUCGAUGGAUUUCGCCGCCGACGGACCAACCAUCCAGCGAACGAAGAAACCAGUUCACCCACGGACAGUUUUGCACAUUUGGAACUGUUUUAUCUGAUCAUCCCACCGCUCACGAUCAGUUACGUGGAGGCGAUGCUAAAGGCAAAGGAAACGAUCGCCAAAAAAGAUCGUCACGGAACGUUUCUACCAACGGACGAUGGUUUCGUUAUGGGACUAUCCUACCUGCUGACGCUGCUCAACCAAACAGCCGCCUUCAAUUCGUUGCACUGGUUUAAGGAGGUGCACACGAAAUAUGCACGGGAAAUGGCAAAACUCAAUCAACAGACCGCUGGCGGUGGUACAAAUCCACUGCAGAGUGCUUCGACGGAACCGGCAGACGAAAAAAUGCUACCGACGGUAUCGCUUACUCGUAAACGAUUGAAUGCGAUGCAGCACGAAUUCGAUCAACUGCAGUAUAAUCUGUCUAGUUCGAAGAUUUUCUUUAAAUAGAU